Elaeis guineensis (African oil palm) is the source of this 903-nucleotide messenger RNA. The record is from RefSeq and is a predicted model, not a curated record. Lineage: Eukaryota; Viridiplantae; Streptophyta; Magnoliopsida; Arecales; Arecaceae.
GGAUAAAUUUGGGGUGAUGGGAAAGGCGCGAGGGGCUCCCAAAACGGCAACAUCUCGAUAUUCUGGACAGCAGAAAUAGAUAGGAGAGUGGGGACAACCCAGAACGAAGCGCCUCCGCGUCUUCUACGCUGUCCAUGGCCCAAGCUCUCCUUCCCUCCUCUCUCCUACGUCUCUCUCUCCCCUCUCUCUCGCGAAUAAUCCCACAUCGCAUAAAUCUAAUUUUCUCUCUUUUUUUUCUUCAUGCAGAUGCCACUGCCGCCAAAUCCGCGCGAGCUCGCCCCGUUCCAUGGCUACGCCCCUCCUCCAAGGCUCCUGAGCUCGUCUUUUCCUUCAAGCGCGGCUCUCCCCAUUUUUUUUGGAUUACAUCUAGGAGAAGGAAAAAUGUAUGUCGAGCAAUGUCAGUUUCCAUAAGGUGUGAGCAGGGUACAAAGCAGAACAAUGGAUUGGAUGUAUGGCUCGGUCGCCUUGCGAUGGUUGGGUUUGCAACAGCAAUAACUGUUGAAAUAGCGACAGGGAAAGGACUUCUAGAGAAUUUUGGAUUCACUACGCCACUACCAACAUUAGCAUUGGUUGUUACAGCAUUAGUGGGUGUUCUGACAGUGUUCUUUAUCUUUCAGUCUGCCUCACAAGAUUGAUUGCUCUUGAAGAUGUAUAUAUGUUUUCCAGUUUAAGGUUCCUAGAUUUCAUCAUUUUUUUCAUGCCUAUGUAUUAGCUGCUAAACGACAGUUCUAUUAUGCAAGGAAGAUGGUUUAUGUAAUGCGUGGAUCCAUUUUGCAUGCUUUUCAUUGGAAAAGUAAUGCAUGGAGAUGGUUUAUGUAACAUUUCUUUUGUUUAGAAACCUGGCAUUGUAUCCUAUUACUUGCAGUAUACAUCCCAAAUCACUCUAUUGCCUGCUAUGCAAAA